UUGUUAGUGUGUUUGCCUUGUAUUAUUUUAUUGUUUUGUUUGUUAAGCUUUAUAAGUUAUAUAAGUUGAAAAUAUUGUAAUUUUACUUUGAUUAUGAAAAAUGAUCCAGAGCAACGAACGUGUCUUGCUACCAUAUCCAUGCCCUCUCUCUAAGACUACGUUCGUUGAUCUAAAACGUAAAGAAAAGAUAGGUAAGAGGCGCAGGCAGAGCGUCGAGCGGAGCCGGAGAACAUGAAUUUCAUACCAAGAGCCUUGGCGAAAAAGCCUGCAAAGAGAAAUGUGCCAAUAGUGAAGAAAAAGGGGGCAAACUUAACUCAGAAUGCAUCUACCUCAUGUCAAGCAGCAGCCCGGGUCCCAGCUGCCAAUUUUCCAAGUGUAGAAAUCAGAGAACCUCCAGGAAGAGAUGAUGAUAAGGGCACCAGUGGGAUAUCAUUGACCAGUGACCAACAGGAUGAUGGUAUUUCAGAAGGCAGCAAGUGCAUGAAUCAAGCACUAACUGUUGAUCUCCUUCCUAGUGUUGAUGACUCAAAAAACCCUGAACCAGUCCAGGCUUGUGGAUCGCCGUCUUCUAAAGGUGUCACAUUAAGGAAUGAAAGUGAUGAAAUUUUCACUGAGAAUUCAGAGAGGACACCAAAUGAGUCACACAAAGACAAACUUCAAAGGCUUCAGGAGUUGAGUGAUCGAAUAUCAAGUCGAGCCACUGUCAUGGAAGGACACCAAGACACGAUGUUUGGAGAGGCCUUACAUGUACCUCAUGCCAAACUAUCGUCUGACCGAGCUGAGUAUGAGGAAACAUUGUUGAUCCAGGAUGUACAACAUGGUGUCCAAGAGGAAGAGAACCCUGAAAGCGAUGAGGAGCCUCCACCCAUUGUAUCCUUCAGCAAGAACCAGCGUUGGCCAGACGAGGAUGAGCCAGUCUGUGUGGUGUGUGGGAAGUAUGGGGAGUAUAUAUGCGAUCAGACUGAAGCAGAUGUAUGCAGUCUAGAGUGUAAGGCGAAGAACUUGAUCAGGAGAGGAAUUCAACCCACUAUUCCCCAGACUAAGAAGCCAGCAGAUAAUAAUACCUGCAUAUCUGUCCAGGAUACUGCUGCUGCUGCUGAUGAUGUGAAUGAUUCACCUGAGGAGGAUGAUAAACCAUUCAUUUACAGGGAACAUCCAGACAUCUCCGACCUCACAGCGGAAAGGGUGCAAGACAUCCGCAAUGAGGUUCAGAUUUUUGUUGAAGGCAUAAAUAUACAUAGGCCCAUCCUGGAGUUUGAGCAGCUUCGUCUUCCAGCUAAGAUCCAGAGUAAUCUCCAGGUAUCAGGAUAUGUGACCCCUACACCAAUCCAGAUGCAAGCUAUCCCAUCAGCCCUUGCACUAAGAGACCUUAUGAUAUGUGCCCAGACCAGCUCGGGAAAAACCCUCUCAUUCCUCGUGCCUUCAGUGAUUACCAUUUAUAACCAAGUACUUACAAGGUUUGGAAGCAAAGAUCCUUAUGUGCUUAUCCUGACUCCUACAAGAGAACUUGCCAUGCAGAUAGAAGAACAGGCAAAACAACUUAUGAAAGGAUUGUCAAGCAUGAAGACAGCACUCUUAGUUGGAGGGCUCCCUCUACCACCACAGUUGCACAGGUUACAACAAGGUAUUCAGUUUAUUGUAGGUACUCCAGGUAGGAUCAUGGACAUUAUCAACCAAGAAGGUGUUAAUCUGAGUGAUAUCAAGUUGGUUGUGAUUGAUGAAGUAGACACCAUGCUACAACUUGGAUUCCAGCAGCAGGUCUAUGACAUCAUGACCCACUUACCAGACAACCACCAAACCAUCUUUACCUCGGCAACCAUUCCAGCAUCCAUAGAGAAAAUGGCCUCUUCUCUUCUGAACAACCCCGUCUUUAUCUCUGUGGGAACGCCCAGCACUCCCUGUACCUCUGUGAAACAGGUCAUCUUAUGGGUGGAGGAACCAUCAAAGAAGAAGAAACUCUUUGCAAUUCUUCAAGAUCCCAAACAUUUCAGGCCACCAGCUUUAGUCUUUGUCAAUUCCAAACCGGGAGCAGAUCUUCUUGCUCAAGCAGUUGGAAAGAGCUGUGGUAUAUCGGUAGCAUCACUACAUGGAGACAAGCCUCAGAUUCAGCGUAAUGAGAUCCUGCAGAAGUUUAAAGAUGGUGCACAUGAUGUCAUGAUCAGUACAGCUGUGCUAGGGCGUGGUAUUGACCUGCCAGGGGUCAAGAUGGUUGUGAACUUUGACAUGCCAGGGACAGUGGAGGAAUAUAUACAUCAGAUUGGGAGAACAGGGCGCUUAGGAACAUCUGGUACAGCCAUGACAUUUAUCAACAACAACAGCAAAAAGCUCUUCCUACAGUUAACCAGCCUGCUGAAACCUCUGGGUGUCCUGUUACCUCCCGAGCUGAUCAACUCACCCCAUCUUAGCUAUCAGAGACAGCAGCAUCGGUCAAGGGACAGGCAGGUGGAUGCCUCACGUCGCAUGCCUGGAGGCAGUGGAUACCAUCACACCAAGCGGAACAGAGACAGGGAAAGCGUGACUGACAUCUUGAAGAAAAGGAAAAGAAAGUUCAAGCCCUGAAGAAGUUCCACUUAUGGUUAUUGCAUUAAAGGAAGACCAAGCUAUAACCUAAACAGGAUUAAAUGAUCCUCAGGCUUGCAGGAAAAUGAUGCUCUGACCAGUUCCAGAUGCAGUGGAAAGUACUUCCAUCUCCGACAGCCAAGAACUUCACUGAAUAAAGCCACCAAAUGUCAGUUUUUAUAAGUCAUGCAAAUUCUUCCAUAUUCUGGUUUCCUUGCCCAUUCUAUCUACCUCUAUUUGUAUCAAGACAUUUGAGUGAAUUGUAUGAAAGGGGUUUCUUUGUCAAAUGAUAUUCAGUUUAGAAGAAAUGAAGAAUAAAGCCCAGGAAAAGAUAGAUUGGGCAAAAGUGACUAAGUUCUCUUGGCAAAACAUAUUUUGGAAGCUCCAAAAAAUUUAAGUUCAAUUAUUUCAUGAUUGAGAAAUUGUUUUAAAAAUGUCCCAGAUUUACAAUGUCUGUAGACACAUUUUUGUCAUAAUUGGAGUAAUUGCUCUUUUGUUCCCUAUUUAUUUUGUGAUUUUCAAGUAAACCUUGCAUACACUGAAUAAAAAAUAAAUUUUCAAAUAAUUUAUAGCAUUUGUGUAUUGUACAGGUAUGUUCACACGUACCCAAUAAUACAUGUAGCACAGUAAACUGAAUUAAAUACACAUUUAAUCAAACUGAAAUUGUAUU
Lytechinus variegatus (green sea urchin) is the source of this 3229-nucleotide messenger RNA. Its product is annotated as probable ATP-dependent RNA helicase DDX59. NCBI's taxonomy places the organism in Eukaryota, Metazoa, Echinodermata, Echinoidea, Temnopleuroida, Toxopneustidae. The transcript has 17 exons. The record is from RefSeq and is a predicted model, not a curated record. Bases 232 to 2559 code for a protein of 775 amino acids. Gene Ontology annotation, molecular function: ATP binding; RNA binding; RNA helicase activity.